Papaver somniferum (opium poppy) is the source of this 980-nucleotide messenger RNA. Its product is annotated as very-long-chain (3R)-3-hydroxyacyl-CoA dehydratase 2-like. The coding region runs from base 32 to 688 and encodes 218 amino acids. Gene Ontology annotation, biological process: sphingolipid biosynthetic process; fatty acid elongation; very long-chain fatty acid biosynthetic process. The record is from RefSeq and is a predicted model, not a curated record. The transcript is spliced from 9 exons. Gene Ontology annotation, cellular component: endoplasmic reticulum membrane. Gene Ontology annotation, molecular function: 3-hydroxyacyl-CoA dehydratase activity. Lineage: Eukaryota; Viridiplantae; Streptophyta; Magnoliopsida; Ranunculales; Papaveraceae.
UAAGUCCAGAAACAGAAACAGAAGCCUAAGGAUGUCUCGACCAUCAAACUUCUAUCUAAUUGCUUACAAUUCUCUUCAAGCUCUUGGAUGGGCAGUUUCUCUAUCAAGGAUUUUGAACAGCUUUGUCUCAACUAAGUCUUUAAAUGGAGCUUACACCUUUGCCGGAGAUCUUAUUUGUUUUUUGCAAACACUAUCUUUUAUGGAAGUUUUACAUGGUGCCAUUGGUCUUGUUCCAAGUGGGGUGUUGCUUCCUCUAAUGCAAUGGGGAGGAAGGACUCAUUUUCUACUAGCAAUUGUUCGUAGACUUGAUGAGGUUCAAGAGCUUCCAUCUAUUUUCAUAACUUUUUUUGCGUGGAGCAUAAGUGAUAUAAUCAGAUACUCGCAUUAUGCCUCAAACUGCGCAGGAUUUAGUCCAUUUUGGAUCACUUACCUCAGGUAUACAGCAUUCAUUGUAUUGUAUCCUCUUGGUAUGGCCAUUGGAGAAAUGUGGAUUAUGUACCAAGCACUUCCACUCAUAAAGGAGAAAAAUCUCUAUGCUGAUUUCUUUAAUCGAUUCCCCUUCAACUACUACUCCUUUGUGAUGGCUGUGCUUGUAUGCUACCCAUUUUUGUGGCUGAAGCUGUACCUCCAUUUAUUUAAGCAACGCCGGUCGAAACUGGGGAAGCGCCAUUCUAAGAAGAAAAAUUGAGGGUGUGGCAUAGUUUAUUUUAGCAAUUGAUAUUUAAUUGUCCAUCUAGAGAGUCCGAAUUUCUCUCCAUUCGAAGAGGGGAAAAAAGCUGGUUCUGGAGUGUUCGUUUCUGUUUGAUUGAUUAUAUGUAGCCUAUGUAAGAACCUCCUCUAGCAUAGAGGUAAGAACUAUGAAAUGUGUUACAGUAACAUCCAUAAACACUAUUAGUUGAAACAACAAUACAGCUGUUUUUUGGAUAAUUGAGAUCAAUUAUCUUGUAUAUGUAGAGCUACUUCGAUGUUUCCCCUCUUUA